Messenger RNA from Oncorhynchus tshawytscha (Chinook salmon), 2121 nucleotides. It is a transcript of the gene b4galnt1b, whose product is annotated as beta-1,4-N-acetyl-galactosaminyl transferase 1b. Gene Ontology annotation, cellular component: Golgi membrane. The record is from RefSeq and is a predicted model, not a curated record. Lineage: Eukaryota; Metazoa; Chordata; Actinopteri; Salmoniformes; Salmonidae. The transcript has 13 exons. Gene Ontology annotation, molecular function: hexosyltransferase activity. The coding region runs from base 501 to 2099 and encodes 532 amino acids. Gene Ontology annotation, biological process: ganglioside biosynthetic process.
AAAUGAAUGCCAUUGCAAUGCAAAAUACUGUCGGUGUGAUCGAAGCUUUACCUCCAUUCUGCUGCGAUUCCAAUUGUGGGCUCGUGGUAUAUCCCUCUCGCGUCCUUUUAAUCAACGAGUCUUGUCGGGAAAACGCAGAGGCGAGGUGCAGGUACACAGCUGCUGGGACGAAGUAUAUAAUCUAUUGGAAUUAAAACAAUGUGACUGCCAAAUUCAAAUAAAUGGAAUGUACUCAACAUCAUAUCCAAAGCUGUUCUGGCCGUGUUAUGACAACCUAAGCCAACCACAGGACAACCUAAGCCAACCACAGGACAACCUAAGCCAACCACAGGACAACCUAAGCCAACCACAGGACAACCUAAGCCAACCACCUCCCGCUGCAGAGCAUUUUUAACUUUGAUGGGGAAAGUCCUUACCUGUUCAUUAUGGGAUUUUGGGGAAUGCCAUGGCCUACAGGAGACAUCUUCUCUCUGAGUGGAUACAGGCAAUAGGUUUUUAGGAUGCGUUCCCUGAGGAAGACAGUGUUGUUGGCCAUUGUGGCAUCAGUGGUGUUGGUGGUUGCCCUCCUCCAUUCUUGGCCCACCAGGGCCUACACCACAGUGGAUGUCCGCCAGAGACCAGGGCCUAUAGUAGAGAGGCACCUGGAGGAGAGGCUCCCAGAACCGGACCAAAGAUCAACCAACAUCCCCUAUCGCCUGAAGGAGAGUGUUGCAGGUCUGUUGGCACGUAACGGGUGCGUGUGUGAGGGUGAGAGUGGUGGCGUGAACCUGCCCUUUGCCCAGCUGCUGUUCCCACGGGUGUCGGCCCACCCCCUGCACACUGCUUUUGAUGCCUCUGAGCUGGAGGAGAUGAAAAGACGGAGGGCCAAGGAGUACCAGGGCUUCCAGAUGAGGUCUCAGACUCCUGUAGAUAUGCUCAUUGUGGCCGAGGCCAACAAUCCUCUGCAGUACCCAACACAGGGGGUGGAAGUACGGCCCCUCAAAACCAUACUCAUCCCAGGGCUUGCCUUACAGGACCUUCCCAGAGAGCUGUACACAGUCAACUUCACCUCCACCCUGGGAGUGUUAAAUGUGGCAGCGGAAGUUGAGGGGGUAAAGGUCAAAGGUGACGGGGAGAUGCACAUGACCCUGAUGAGCAGCCUGCUGCCCAACCUGAACCGGCAGUUACAGUUUGUCUCCUACACCAACACACUGUUCCACCCUAGUACAGCAGACACAGUGCAGUUUGAGACCGAGGGACACCAAGCCAUGUUCACCAUCAAGAUCCGUCAUCGUGUAACUCCAAAACUCUACAACACAGGACCCAAAGGGGAAUACAACAUCAGUGCCCUUGUUACGAUAGCAACCAAAACUUUCCUGCGCUAUGACAAGCUCCAAGAUCUCAUCGACAGCGUGCGACGAUACUAUCCCACUGUUACCAUAGUAAUAGCUGAUGACAGCGAAAACCCCAAGACUGUCUCUGGCCCCUACAUCGAACAUUACAUCAUGCCAUUUGGAAAGGGAUGGUUUGCAGGACGGAACCUAGCUGUUUCCCAGGUGACCACUAAAUAUCUGUUGUGGGUGGAUGAUGACUUCAUCUUCACGGCCAACACCAAGCUGGAGAAACUAGUGGAUGUACUGGAGAAGACCACCCUGGAUCUGGUGGGUGGUGCAGUGCGGGAGGCCACAGGCUACACUGCCACCUACAGGCAGACCAUCUCCAUUGAGCAAGGGGAGGAGGAGGAGGGCGACUGCCUGCACAUGCGGAGGGCCUUCCACCACAUCAUACAGGGCUUCCCAAACUGUGUGGUCACUGACGGGGUCAUCAACUUCUUCCUGGCCCGCACAGACAAGGUCCAGCAGGUGGGCUUCGACCCCCGCCUGGCCAGAGUGGCCCACCUGGAGUUUUUCAUUGAUGGCCUUGGCUCGCUUCACGUGGGAUCCUGUGAUGAUGUCAUCGUCAAUCACGCCACCAAGAUCAAGCUUCCCUGGGUCAGCCAAUCAGAGAGUGACAAGACUUACGCCAAGUUCCGCUACCCACCAGCCUCCUCGGAUGCCACACACACCAAAAAUGGCCUCCUCUAUUUUAAGAACCACUUCCAGUGUUUGACUCACAAUUAAAUGUCAUGUUUUUUUACCUGUA